Molecule: messenger RNA, 1532 nt
Organism: Jatropha curcas
Lineage: Eukaryota; Viridiplantae; Streptophyta; Magnoliopsida; Malpighiales; Euphorbiaceae
Product: transcription initiation factor IIB-2
Biological process (GO): DNA-templated transcription initiation; transcription preinitiation complex assembly
Cellular component (GO): transcription preinitiation complex; nucleus
Molecular function (GO): TBP-class protein binding
Source: RefSeq, a predicted model, not a curated record
UCCAUCUUCUCUUCCCUUUUCUAUUUCAUCUCUUAACAUGAACGCGAUCGGAACAUAACCCAAAAUUGGAACAGAAAAAGAAAUUUAACAAUAAAUAAGACCAUAAUUUAUUUCAUUAAUUGAUUUUUAGUAAUGGGUGACGCCUUCUGCUCGGACUGCAAGCGGCAGACGGAGGUAGUGUUCGACCACUCGGCGGGGGACACGGUGUGUUCAGAGUGCGGUUUGGUGCUUGAAUCGCACUCGAUUGAUGAGACAUCGGAGUGGAGAACUUUUGCUAAUGAAUCCGGUGAUAAUGAUCCUGUUCGUGUAGGUGGUCCCACCAAUCCUCUUCUGGCGGAUGGUGGUCUCUCAACCGUUAUAGCUAAGCCUAAUGGUGCCUCCGGAGAGUUCCUUUCGUCUUCCUUAGGUCGUUGGCAAAAUAGAGGCUCUAAUCCGGAUCGAGGGUUGAUAUUGGCGUUUAAAACUAUUGCUACCAUGUCUGACAGGUUGGGCCUUGUUGCAACUAUAAAGGAUCGGGCUAACGAGAUCUACAAAAAGGUGGAAGAUCAAAAGUCCAGUAGAGGAAGAAAUCAGGAUGCCUUAUUGGCUGCUUGCCUCUACAUUGCUUGUCGACAAGAAGACAAGCCACGAACUGUAAAGGAAAUUUGCUCUGUCGCCAAUGGAGCCACAAAGAAGGAAAUUGGCCGAGCAAAAGAAUACAUAGUGAAACAACUGGGAUUGGAGACAGGUCAGUCAGUGGAGAUGGGAACAAUACAUGCUGGGGAUUUUAUGAGGCGUUUUUGUUCAAAUCUUGGUAUGAAUAAUCAAGCAAUGAAAGCUGCCCAAGAAGCUGUGCAAAAAUCUGAAGAGUUCGAUAUAAGGAGAAGUCCUAUAUCAAUCGCAGCAGCAGUCAUUUAUAUCAUUUCUCAGCUUUCAGAUGAUAAGAAGCCUCUCCGAGAAAUUUCACAGGCUACUGGAGUUGCAGAAGGGACAAUUAGAAAUUCCUACAAGGACCUCUAUCCCCAUGUUUCGAAGAUAAUACCAGGCUGGUAUGCCAAAGAAGAGGAUCUCAAGAAUCUUUGCAGCCCUUAAAUUAUAGAGAAAGACAAUAAAGGGAAUACCGACACGGACACAUUUGAAAUGGUUUGGAGCCUUCCAUCUUGAAUUGUAUUGGUAACUGCAGAGACAAAAAGAAGAAAAAAAAAAGGAAAAUUUGUGCAAGGCCCUUUAUUUUCAUUUUCUUUCGGCAUUCAAUUACACUGCUACCUUUAGUUACGAGGGAGGAAAGCAAAAAUAUUUUCAGCCAUUCAAUUCUAACUGGCGCUUAACAACGCAGCAGCUACAUUUUCACGUUUGAGUGGAUAUUGAUGUGUAUUAUGCAAGUUGCCAAAUCUCACUUUUUAAACAUUUCAAUUUACAAACUUUUUUGUUUUAUGAAAUUUUUUAUAUCUAUCUUAUGCAAUUUUGCUUUUGUCAGAUUAAUGUUAUCAUUGUUGUUAACUGAAGAUUGAGAUUCUGGUACUGCUGUAUAAUAAGCUGCACAUUUCUUUUUA